Chrysoperla carnea is the source of this 1732-nucleotide messenger RNA. Its product is annotated as tachykinins. The transcript has 5 exons. Bases 349 to 1218 code for a protein of 289 amino acids. NCBI's taxonomy places the organism in Eukaryota, Metazoa, Arthropoda, Insecta, Neuroptera, Chrysopidae. The record is from RefSeq and is a predicted model, not a curated record.
CUAAACCAACAAUAUCUACUCCAGUUGUUAUAUUCAAGCGUCACUCUUAUAUCUGUAUACGUUUUCAAAUAUUAUUAUUGUUAUCAUAACAAUAUAAUAAUAUAAAAACCGUUAUAUUGUUGUGGUAAAAAUACUUUUUCGCGCUAUUAUAUCAACUGUUGCUACCCAUUUUAAAAGAAGGUAUAAUAGUUAAUUAGUCACCUGAACCAAGCGUUUCUCUUCUAUUGGUUUGCUGUAAGAAGCGCAAAUCACAUCAGACAAGCAAUUUUUCUCCACAAGAUUGGCCAUCCUUCUAAUAUUGACUAGUUGCAACAUUUCUUUUUGAAAUUCUACCAACAUAGAUUGAAAAUGAGAGGCGUUUUCCACCACUUCCUUUGUUGUUUAUUAGCGGUACUUUGGGCAACAGUAAGAGGAUUAAAUGAAGAGCCAUUAACAAAUAAACGUGCACCGUCUGGUUUUCAAGGAAUGAGAGGGAAAAAAUUUGAUAGCUACAUGGAAAAUAGCUUUUUAAACGAUCCAAAUUUAUUAAAUGAAUUUCAAUCAGAGAUAGAUGGUAUGGAGAAACGAGCACCGGCAUCAGGUUUUCAAGGUAUGCGAGGGAAAAAACUGUACGAAAAUCAGUUUAGAAAUAUGUACCAAUAUAAAAGAAUUCCAAUGGGAUUUCAUGGAAUGAGAGGCAAAAAAGAUUCAGAUAUGUCAUCAACAAAUGAUUUCAAUAAUGAAUUACUUCCAAGCAUGAUUGAAAAUCAAGAAAACUAUCCUUUAGCGUUAAACAUGGAUCCAAACGCGUAUUUAAUUGAUAAUAACAAACGGGCACCUGCUAUGGGAUUUCAAGGAAUGAGAGGCAAAAAGGACAUUGAAGAAGCGAAACGAGCGCCAGCAGAAGGUUUUUUUGGUAUGCGUGGUAAAAAACAACCAGGAUAUGGUUCAUCUGGAUUUUUUGGAAUGCGUGGGAAAAAAUAUCCAUAUGAAUUUCGUGGAAAAUUUGUUGGUGUAAGAGGUAAAAAAUUAUUAGCUGAUACAGCCAGUAAUGAGAAUGAAAUAGAUGAAACAGAUAACACUUAUGUCAAUUCAUUGAAUGAUAAUGCCACAAAUUUAAAUCAUCUCAUGUACCUGUUAAAAGAAAAUAAUGAUAGAAGUAAGGAAAUCACUUGGACGAAACGAAAGUUACAGGAAGGUUUUUUUGGGGUUCGUGGCAAAAAAGAAUUAAACAACUAAACAAGUAAACAUGUUAGCUGUUAGUUAUCUCGAAAUUUUUAUUUUUCCAUACUCCAAAAGGUAUUAAACAGAAAAACUAUGAUAGAGUUAAUUGCUUUCGACAUGAUAAAAUAGUAUGAAAAAGCAAAGACAUCUAUAAUAUUCAAUUAAAUACCUCUAAACAAAUUUACAAAUUUAAAAAAUUACUUGUCUUCUUUAUUUAUUGCACACACAUUAGGUCUGACUGACUAGCUCUGUUCUCACAUUUAACUGACUCACUGUCAUAUCUGUUAUUUAUAAGCAAUAUACAAUCUGUAAUUUUUUUUUAAUUUAUCCCAGCGCAGAUAAUAAGACUGUUUAGAGAAUGCAGCAUCGUCACAAUGAAAAGCUUCAGAUGGGUACAUGCAGACUGACCUAGAGGCUUCAUUUAUCCCUUUUUCUCUACCCUUUUAUCAUGUCGACUGAGAUUAUAUCUUUCAUGCUUUAAUUUGAAUGUAAAUUUUACUAAAACUAUUAUUGGCAAUUAAGUAAUUAA